AUGCCAGACCUUGUCCCAGAGAUCCCGGCAGGGCACUUGGAAGAUCCGAUGAGUCAGACAGCUUGGAAGCGUUUUGCCCAAACUGAGCUUCAAAUGGACGAGCUAAGGAAUAUUAAGCAGGCCAGGGUCAUGAGCCUGAGCGAGUCUUUUUCAAACGAAAGCUUUGGAAAUUCUCUGUCCUCAAUGCUGUCGAUGUCGUCGAACAGCCUGAAGCUUUUGACCCAACAUCCAGAAGCUGAUCCGGAAGCCAGGGAUAGUUUGGACGCCAUCCAACGUUUGACAUAUGUACGGAGAGUCAGGAUCGCCCGAUCUGACGACGACCUGAGAGAUGCCAGCUUGACCAAGCUGAAGAGCAUCCUGCUCAUGGAUCCGACGACGACGAGAUUGAAGGAAUUUGACAUUUAUUCGUAUCUAGGACACUUAGAAAGUGGAAAAGCCGGUGCAACAGCAGCAUCGAGCUUCUUGGAGGCCUUGAGAUUCUUGGAUUCGGUGGCGGUUCUAACAUGUGCUGAUCUGGGGUUGGUGUUGUCGCCCCGAGUCACGGGUUUCGCCCACCAACAAUUCCUACGCAAAGCCCCACUCAAGCAAAAAGAUCCAAUGCCAUGCCUGGUAGUGGCCGAGCUGGAGAAACUCUUGCUCAGGCAAGAGGAUAGUGUUCAGACUUGCAUACUGGGACAACUCCUGUGGUGUUUUCAUGCAGCAAGUCGGUGGUCUGAUUCAAUGAGACUUCAAUGUCUGAAGCUGGAGAAGAUCAAAGAUGUGGCGUUGGCUGGUGGAUACCUUCAGGACUUCGUGGAGGAGGUCAGACAUCUGAUGGACCCGUUCCCAAAGCUCGAUGUCCAAAAUUUGGGGACUCACUCUCUGAAGACUGGACUGUUGACUAUGGCGGCCAGAUCAACUGCAGUCAGAUUCAGCAUGGCUGAAAGGAGAACUCUUGGCCACCACAUCAAGCCAGGCGAUCGCUCUGUAUUGACUUACAGUAGGGAAGCCUACACAAGUCUCUACGCGAAAAUUCUGGCGUGCUUCCGGGAAAUACAGCUCGGAAACUUCCGCCCUGACUCGUCGGCCUUAGAGAGAAUAAUCGAGGCUGCGGACACCAUGGCCUCAGGCCCUCCAGUCCAAGUCGACGCUGCCCCUUUGGAAGCAGAUAAAGUGGAAACAGCCGACCUUUGGGAAAUUUCAUCCGAAUCCUCGGAAGAAGAGCAGGGCUUGAUUGGGGUCCUUGAGUCCCAGGAAGAAACGGUUGGUAGGAAGCCAUUCCCGGGGGAACACGAGGUUGACCGAUCGAUUACAUCGGAGUUGUUGUAUAAAGUUGAAGGAAUGUCCGACUUCUUAGCGAAGGUGAUCCGGCACGUCGGCUACUCAUGCAUCACUGAGCACCUCGCUACAGUGUGGGUGUUGGCGAGAAGGGCCUUGUGCAUCAUGCGCGGUGUGCCCAUGGAACACACCUUGAACAUCAGUAUAUCUUCUUUGGGUGCCAUCAACCAGCAUCCAAGAGGUUUCCGAUCACUACGUGAGCUGGACCGAACAACCUUAGAGCUUGAAGCCGAUUUGACCUUGUCAGUGCUGGAAGAAUGGCAACUAGGGGUGGAAGACGAACUGAAAGGAGAGCUGCAGACGAAAGGUUUUGAGACAUUUGGUUCUCUGGCAUUCGCAGUAUCGACAACCCCGCAACAGAUCACAGAUGCGAUUCUGGAUGCAUGGCUCUUGAAGGUCACCAAUAGAGAUCUAAGCCCCUAUCAGACAUCAUGCAUCCGUAGACUGGUGGUGGAGUCCCAUGCCUUAGCAUUAAAUGAUCUGCAAAGAAAGGUUGACCAACCUUCCGAUCCCCAGCUAUCUCAUCGAAAGUUACCCAUGGCAGAACGCCAGACUCGCCAGUUAGAGCAGGAGACGAGGCUGGAGGGAAUCAUGUUCUCACCCGAGGUAACUCCAAGCCAUGCACUGGUGGAUCUUUGCGUGAACAUGUUGGAGCAGAAUGUUUUAACUUGGAUCAAACCGGAGGAGUGUACAUCACGAUCACAGGAGAUCCAGAGUUUGAAGCGCGACCCAAAGGUGUCACUGGAUGCAAGCGGGACCAUCAAGAUCACGUCCAAGACGGUGAACACCACCUGCGCUGUCAGCUCAGAGCUGGACCUUAGAAAUGCUCUGCAACGCAGAUCUCUAGCAAUGGACCAAGCCAAACUCUGUUCAUUUAAGGAGAUAGAAUUGUGGGUACAACAUCUGUUUCUAUCGCAUGAAAGAGCUCAACCAUCAGGCUUUGCUUCAGUCACUCUGCAGCAGAUCAUUGAAUGCGACAAGCAGAUGUUCAUCCGUGCGUCCAACAAUCUAGUUGGCCAGCUGCAGGGUGAACCAGGCAGCUCCAUGACGCCCUUGGACAAGGAAAUCAGGGCGCUGCGAACAUCCCCUGAGUUGAUGCCAUACCUGAUGCCUAUGCCAGUCCGGCCUGCACCCAAGACCAAUCCUAAGCCAGACAAGAGGCUGACAAAAGCGAACAUCUUGUACAGAUUUGUAGUCGACAUCCUCCUGAUCGCCAUGAAAUAUAGGUCAGAAGGAGACGUCUUGGUGGGAACUUGGUACACACCGAUGCAAUUUGUGGAAGAAGCCAGGAACGUUACCCAUCCAAUGGAUGAGAAUGCCUUGGAACACAUCACAAGAGAUGCGAUUGAGUACGUAGCUUGUAAUUCACCAGAGUUAGUGUCCAUUGAGAGGAAGAAGAACUUGUUGAAGGCUAAGAUAUUAGCCAAGCAAUUGGAGGGUCAGGAGAAGAAGUUGCACGAGAACCUCCCAGAAUCGGUUGAGAAAGUGGUCCGAGGGAAGAAAAUCCUACUCUGGCAAAAGCUCUUGGAGCAGUCAGGGUAUGAUGACAUGGAGGUGGUGAAGUUCAUGAAAGAAGGAGUGCCGCUAGUGGGAGCUCACGAUCAUCCUAAGUGCUACCCUCUCAAGAUCAAGCUGGCGUCCACGACGGAAGCUGAGCUCAGAGAUUCAGCCUUGCCGUGCAGGCUUGCCCUGGAGCAUAGGAGGCCCCAAACCAAUGAACCUGGGUUCGCUGAGCACUUGGAGGAGACGGCACAAGAGGAAGUAAGCAUGUCAUUUCUAGAUGGUCCGUACCACUCGGAAGCUGAAGUGACUGGAAUCCUGGGCCACCGUUUGGGGGCCGUACUCUUGGACGAAACCACGGGCUCUAAGCUCGUUGUGCAAGAUAAGGUGCACCGAAGUUUGUUGGAUUUGUGGGCAGAUCAGGACGAGUGUGCCACUCGUACUGCCAUCUUCUCGAUGUAUGACUGGAUCCUGCUUUAUGGCAUUCAGAAACUGCAGAUCCAGCGGGCAGAGGUGGUACCGCAUGGCUGCGAGAGUGUGCUGCGUACGGUUGGCACCUGUGACCGCCAUGCAGAUUUCUCUUCGGAUGCCAAUUUGCUGACGCAUCAGCUGCGUGAAGCAUGGCGCGGCUUCUGGUGGCUGAAGAGGGCUAGCCAGCCAAUGAACGCCAGCAUGACCCUUGUCAUCUUGAAAGCUGUGGGACAAGCAGGAAGUUGCCUGAGUUAUGCUUCUGAGGAGUUGCGCCUGGAUCCAGAGAUCGCCCUGGCUGCGCUGAGCAGCGACCUCCAAGCCUUCGACUUUGUCGGGGACGAGCUUUGGGAGGACGAUACCUUUGUCCUGAAGGCGUGCGCCUCGCACUUGUCGGUGCUGGAGAGAGUAAAGCUGAGUCCUUUGAGCCGCGAGCGGCGCAUCAUGCAGCAAGCGCUGCGCAUGAAUUGGAAUGCGCUGCAAUAUGCCUCGCUGGAGCUGCGCCAAGAGCCUGAUCUCUGUUUGGAGGCGGUGCAGCAGCAUUGGCGCGCGCUGAUUCACGUGGACGAAUCGCUGUGGUCGGACCGCGCCUUUAUGCUGAAGGCCAUUCGCUGCCGUUGGCAAUGCGCCCAGUUCCUGGCGUCGGAGCUCCGGCGCGACGGCGCGUUGUACCUGGAGGCCCUCCGCCGGGAUGUGGCGGCCUUGGACUUUGCGGACACGGCGCAGAGGGGCAAUGCAGCCUUCAUGCUUGAAGCAUUGAAGUUGCAGGACGUUGCUCUGAAGCGACUCACGCCUGCUCUCUAUGAGGAUCCCGGCUUUUGGCUCAGCGUGGUGAAGGAACUUCCGCACGGCUGGAGGUUAGCCUACGAGCAAGGCCCCGUGAGCCUCCGCGACAAUGUGGAGGUGAUGUUGGAGGCAGUGAAGCGCAACGUGGAUGUCCUGGAGUAUGGCACUGCAAGGGUGAGGGCCGAUGCAUCCAUCAUGCAGGAAGCUGUGAAACAGAGCUGGCGAGCAGUGACGCACGCAUCGGCGAAAUUGGAUGUGAGUUCAAUCUUGAAGGCAGUGGAACAGGAUUGGAGAGCUAUCUCCAUUUACUUGGAUCAACUGAAUGGGCUGGAGGAGAUUGAAGAUGUGCAGAAGUUGGUGAAGGCCAACCCCGAAAUCGUGCGCGAUGAUAGGCUGAAGGGAGAGAAAAUGGUGGUCCUACUGGCGGUGAAGCAGGAUGGCAAUGUGCUUCGGUUCUGCACUGACCAGUUGCGAGACGAUGAAGUGGUGGCGUACGCUGCAGUCACACAGACUUGGCGCGCCUUGGAAUUUGUGUCACAACGUUUGAAAGGUGAGGAAGAUUUGGUGGACCUGGCUUUCAAGCAGGAGGGUCUGGCGCUGCAACACGCCGCGCCGGCGCUCCGUGCGCAGCCGCUGGUCGUGAUGCGAGCGAUGAAGCGCAAUGCCGCAGCAUUCCACUUCGCAGAUCGACAUCUCCACAUGGACACGGCCUUCUGGGAACGCCUGAGCCGUCACUUCCCCACGGCCUGGCUUCGAUGGAUGCGCUAUGGCCGCUGGCCGGGCGAGAUUGGGUACCGGCCAAACAAGCCGAGCCCAGGCUUUUGA
Molecule: messenger RNA, 4896 nt
Organism: Cladocopium goreaui
Lineage: Eukaryota; Dinophyceae; Suessiales; Symbiodiniaceae
Source: the annotation of a GenBank genome assembly